Molecule: messenger RNA, 1904 nt
Organism: Patiria miniata (bat star)
Lineage: Eukaryota; Metazoa; Echinodermata; Asteroidea; Valvatida; Asterinidae
Product: complement C1q tumor necrosis factor-related protein 7-like
Exons: 2
Coding region: 1-861 (286 amino acids)
Molecular function (GO): protein binding
Source: RefSeq, a predicted model, not a curated record
AUGGCAUCAAAGGACCAGAGAAUGCCAGCAGGAUUGAUUCCAAUGAUUGUGUUGCUGUGGCUUUCAAGCUUCCAUUGUAUUGCCCAAGAGGAACCCAAAGGCUCUGCGGGUUGCUGCGGAGCUUGCUUCCAAGGCCCGGCCGGAACACCGGGUGUCCCUGGGAUCCCAGGAAAUCCAGGCGGAUUUGGGGUUCAAGGACCUCUUGGCCCCAAAGGUGACCCCGGACUUGGCCUCACUGGACCCAAGGGAGAGACCGGUGGCAAGGGACGGAAGGGCGAUCAAGGCGAGCCUGGAAUGCAGGGACCUCCGGGGAAGCAGGGACCUGCAGGUCGCAAGGGAGAUAUCGGUGAGGGGCAGAAAGGUAACCAGGGGGAGCAAGGAGUCCAAGGUCCGUCUGGUGAAAGGGGGCAAAAGGGCCAGCCAGGAGACGCUACCCUGGUGACACCAACACCGCCAUCUACUGUCGCAUUCAGCGCUUAUCGCACGUCAAGUGUAUCGAGCAGUGGUAGCGACACUAUCAUCUUUGAUAACAUCGAGACGAAUCUGGCCGAUGGGUACGAUUCGCAAUCGGGCGUGUUCACGUGCUCCAUUCCAGGCGCCUACUUCUUUACCGCUAGCUUUUUGAGUUUGACCAAUUCGAAUCGGCCCUAUGUAAAGCUGAAAAAGAAUGACGAAAUUGCAUUUGCAAUCUAUGAAGGUCAGCCUGGCUAUCACCAUCAGUCCAGCAAUUCGGCAAUUGUCGUUUUGGCGACUGGAGAUAGAGUCUGGCUUGAGUUUGGCGAUAGAAAUAACAGAGGUAUUUAUUGCGAACAAGGCAAUCGUUAUUGCUGUUUCUCCGGAUUCAUGAUCAAUUCAUUUUAGGUCUAAUCACGUAGGAUAAACGUUUUUAGUUGCGUUGUGAGUCAUUGCACCAUUCAGCCUGCUAUGAAAGCUCUUUUAUAAAAAGAUGGGGUUCUGUUUUGAGUAUAUUGUCUGCAUGGGUAAAUAGUCUUAAAUUUUAAAGAUGGAAUUUAAAGUACCGUCAGAGAGAAAGUCGUGCAUAAUACAAGGCCUAGGCUUACUUUGACCUUUGAAUAUGCCAAACGAACUAAAGUUUGAACAAAUAUUGAUAAGGAAUGUACUUAACAAAUAUUUAUUCACGAUGUAGUAGACAACACGGCCAAGAUGGAUAUAGGCAUCAAUCUCUUUAAGUAUAAUCAUAUGCUAAUGAGAAAGAGAAAAAAAUGAGGCUUAUUACGUUUUAAUUUACAAAGAGUACAGUUUAAAAAUGGAAUUCCGUCACUUGAGAGAAAAGAACUAAACGAACUAAAGUUUGAACAAAUAUUGAUCAGGAAUGUACUAAACAAAUAUGUAUUCACGAUGUAACCAAGAUUGAUAAAGGCAUCAAUCUCUUUAAGUAUAAUCAGAUGCUUAUGAGAAAGAGAAAAGAAAAAAAACAUUGAGGUUUAUAACGGUUUUAUUUUUCAAAGAGUACGGUUUUAAAAUGGAAUUCCGUCACUUGAGAAUAAAUCUUCAAAAUAUAACCCUUCAGCAACCUACACAAUUCCAACCAUCAUAUACCUGUAAGCAAUUCCUUAUUGUUUAAAGUCGACACUGGAACCCUUCGCUGUGUGAUUGUGCUCUAAAAGCAAGUCCGGUUUGCAUCUUCCUUUUUUUUUAAUAACUCAUAAAAUUGUUUGGUCCAAAAAUUCAUAUUUCACAAGUUCCUCAAUCAAACGUAGCCACAAAAUAUUUUGAGUGCCCCUUGCAAUGGAAAGACGACAACAACUUUCAGUGAGAUAAUUAAUUCCAGACCGGUCAUUUUAAAAUAUUGUUUAUUUUUAAAGGGAAGUAUCAAUACAGAGUCAGCUCUUCAAACAACUUUCGAAGGCAGUUUGAAUAAAAAUCGCAGAAUCCAUUUUUAA